Messenger RNA from Acipenser ruthenus (sterlet), 2284 nucleotides. Its product is annotated as butyrophilin subfamily 1 member A1-like. The transcript has 9 exons. NCBI's taxonomy places the organism in Eukaryota, Metazoa, Chordata, Actinopteri, Acipenseriformes, Acipenseridae. The coding region runs from base 187 to 1146 and encodes 319 amino acids. The record is from RefSeq and is a predicted model, not a curated record.
AUACAGGAGUCUGGCUGUGGGUGUGCAGUACUUCACAGUGCAAUCAUGAGAGGAGUCUACAUGGGGUCUGGCCUGUUUGUGUCACACAGCUACAACUAACAGAGCUUUUGUUAUGAAGAUGAGACUUCUGGGGAGGACCUGUUUCAUUGUCUUGAGUUUGCUACCAGCUGUUUCUACACAAGGGUAAUGAAGAUGAGAUUCCUGGGGAAGACCUGUCUUAUUGUCUUGAGUUUGCUUCCAGCUGUUUCUACACAAGGUGGAUGGCGUGUCGUUGGCUCUGAUCAGCCUGUCAUUGCUGAGCCUGGUGAUGAUGUCAUCCUGCCCUGUCACAUUUCACCCAGAGUCAGUGCUGUGGACAUGGAAGUGAGGUGGUUCAGGGAUGCAUUUGAAAAACCAGUCCAUUUAUAUCGUUCCCGAAAGAAUAUUCUAGGAACACAGGACAGCGACUACCGGGGCCGCACUGCUCUCUCUCCCUUAGCACUGCAGACAGGCGAUAUCUCUCUGCAUCUGAGAAACCUCCAGCCCUCUGAUAGAGGUGUCUAUACCUGCUUAGCUGAUGAUGGAAGUCAGUAUGAUGAAGGACAGACUGAAGUGAUAGUUGCAGCUCUGGGGACCCAGCCCUCAAUCUCUAUGGUCUCUACACAAGGAGAGCAGACCCGGCUGGUGUGCAGAUCAGAGGGGUGGGACCCUGAACCUGAAGUGAUCUGGAGAGACAGGGAUGGAAACGAUGUGACAUCACUGUCCAACACAACACUGCUGAGAGUCAGUCAGGGGCUCCGCAUUGUCAGCAGCUACAUCAAAAUCAAACAGCAGUCCAACGUGUUCUCCUGUCUGGUUAGAAGUAAAAUACCCAAACCAGACUGGGAAUCCAAACUCCACAUAUCCAGUGAUUUUUUCCCAGGAGUCUCUGGAUGGAUGGUGGCUUUCUUCUUGACUUUAGCUCUCAGUAUUGGAGCCAUUCCUCUGCUGGUGAUCCAAUGGAGAAAAAUGGAUGCCAUGGAGAGACAGUUUGAGCCUAUGGUGUCUGUGAAGCGAGAGGUCCUUAAAUCAGAAUGGAAGUGGAUCCUCAGCACAGCAGGACAGUAUUCCUCCCUGCUGUCCAGCGGCACAGAUUUAGACUCUUCCUCAGACUGCGCUGCGAACUAAACCAGGCAACAGAGCCGCGUCCACAGCAGCAGAAGAGUCACCAGCAAUGAGACACGCCAAGGAGUGCGCUGCUCUGUGAGACUCGAGGGGACGCGUUAUCAAAGCGCUUCCUCCAGGCUUUAAUUAACUGCUAUUGAUUUAAAAAAGGACAAGACAUCAUGUUAAUGUUACAACAUGAAAAACUAAACACACUGAGAGUGCUGAAGAGGGCUUGAAAUACAGUGUAUUACUCAGCUGUGUGGUUCUAGUUUUGUAAAAUGAACAGGUGGUUUACCUCUUUAAAAUAAAUAGGAGUUAAUUAAAGACUGGCGUAAAAGCUUUGAAAAGAUGUCCUGAGGUGUCUUAUUGUGAUUAAAAAGCGUCCCAUUCCACAAGAAAAACCUGAGAGGCGUUAGAAAACUAAAGCUCUUUGAAUGAAAUGCUUUAUAUUAUAUGAACUCUGGACUCUUGACCGGAGGGUCGUGGGUUCAAUCCCAGGUGGGGGACACUGCUGCUGUACCCUUGAGCAAGGUACUUUACCUAGAUUGCAUAACUGUAUAAAUGGGUAAUUGUAUUUAAAAAUAAUGUGUAAAAAAUAACGUGAUAUCUUGUAACAAUUGUAAGUCGCCCUGGAUAAGGGUGUCUGCUAAGAAAUAAAUAAUAAUAAUAAUGAAUAAUUACCCAGUGGAGUGACCGAGCAGGUAAAUAAACUAAAUGUAUUGAAUGAAUAAUGAAAUCAGAUCAUAUAUGUCAGAGAACCUAAGAAACCACGUAAAUGAAAUGAAAGGAUGAAUGAAAACUAAAGGUCUGAUUUCUUCAGUUACAUGUUUUCAUUGUAAAAAGUCACUCUCUUUUGUUUUGUUUUAGUAUUAUAAAGGCAUCACAGAAACCUUGUUCAUGCCUAAUACCUAAUGAAAGCAGUGAAGCAGCACAGUAGAUCUGCACGCUGGGUAGAAGGGCAUCACUGGUAUGCAGAGCAGAGAAAGACCAGCAGAAGCAACAGGACCAGCUUGCAUUGUAGAUAUUUCAAAUGAAUAAUUAUUCAUUGUAUUGAAGAAGACUGGCCGCUCCCCUUGCUCAGAGCAGCCAUUUUAAAUGCAGUUAUCUGUUUAUAAGCACAGCGCCAUGGCAACAGACAUCAUGCUGUUCAUGUUCAGUA